CCAGCAGCCGGAGACAGCAGCAUCCAGCCAUUCCUUGAGCCAGACUUCGACCCGGUCGACUAUUUGAAUCGAACCCUUCCUUCGCUGGCGACUUCGACCACGAGCGCGAGGGGAAUCAAGACCGUGCCACUUGCCGAGCUCACAUCACCGCUGCAGACUUUGCUCUCGCAGCUCAAUGCCCAAACCUCGAGGCUCUCCAAUACCUUGACCCAGUUGACUGACGAGAUCAUAAGGAGUGGAAGUCGAUUGGCGUACGAGGUGGAAGUGCUGAGAGGAGAGACCUUGGGGCUGAAGGACACUCUAGAGAAUGAUCUGAAGAAGGACAUUGAUGUCUUUGCAAUACAAAGUACAAAUGACAAUGGAGGAGCGGAUACAGUCCAAGACACAACGGCAGAGGAGCCCAACAAGUCCCCAGAGACGGAGCCCGAAUACCUCGAGCGCCUGCGAACUCUGACCACGAUUCGGGAACGUCUGGACGCAGUGAUCAAAACUUUCGGCUCCGCCAUGCAAUGGCCUAUUGCUCCGUCAGAGCUCUCGUUAACCUCCUCCCUGAUCUCCGUCUCCGCGCCGGACAGCAAUGACGAAUCCCGAAGUCGCGAGGAGGUUGGUCAGCAGUUUGCAGAACGACUACGUCAAGAAAUCAACGAUCUGCUGACGACCGGCACGGAAGGAUUGGAAGCCGCUGAUGCACGUAUUGCUGAGCUACGUGACUUGGCAGAAGUGUGGAGAGGUACAGCAGAGGAAAAAGCUCGUCUCAAGCAGGUCGAUGCACUCCAAAAGCUGGUCGAUGACAAGAGAAAGUCUUUG
Molecule: messenger RNA, 807 nt
Organism: Zymoseptoria tritici IPO323
Lineage: Eukaryota; Fungi; Ascomycota; Dothideomycetes; Mycosphaerellales; Mycosphaerellaceae
Exons: 1
Source: RefSeq, a predicted model, not a curated record